AGGCUUGCGUGACUCGCGCCUUUGUAACGUUGCCCUUUUGUAAAGGUGAAACUUAAAACUGAAACUGUGAUCAAUUGGCCAGUGGCUGUUCAAGAGGGUGCUGCGAGUUCUCACCUAGUAUCACUGAGUCAUUGACGUUGCUGAAGUGUCUUAUGUUAUCGCCUUUCUUGCUUAGUGCGUAUUUUAGAAAAGUGAGAGAUUCUGUCGUAAAGCACCAAACCUUUUUUUUUCAAACACAGUCUAUUCUUACCUGACAAUUCAGCAGAGUAUUUUUUUUUAACCAGUGUAUGGAUUUGAUUGAGAUUCAGUGAAAUGCAAGUUCUUAGAGUUCUUCUAGGGUGUUUUGACAGCAUCAUUCAGUGCAAAGGUCUUGAGGCCAGGUAUCUUGUAGCGUUUGCUGUUUUUACCACACUGUAAUCAUCAGUAGCAUUAACUUGAGCUCCUCAAGCAGAAAGGUCAAGUCUUGGCAGACUUGUGAGUGUGGCUGUGUUUACACAGAGUGCUAUUGGAGUAUUUUUUGUGUUGAGAUACUUGGACAGUGGGAUUAUUGAUGAUUGUGUAGUGGAAAAGCAUUAGUCGGUGUGCGUCAAGGCUCUUCACCAUCGCGUCUUCAACCUGGAAAUUAUCUUUAAAUUUGAGUUUGCCAAAGAUGAUGGGUUAUAUUUUUCAGAGUACUUGAUUGUAAAGGGAUCCCUGUGAGGUAUUUUUGUUGUUGUUUUGACGUAAACGCUUUCUUCUAAAAAGUAUAUAUUAGUUAGUUUUUAGCUGUUUUCCUGCUGUGCCCUCUUCUGUGGGUUUUGGUGUAGUGCUGCUGUAUUCGAGCCUCUCUUUGUCUAAGGCACAUGGUUGAAGGAGGAGGUGGAGCGGUGUAAUCUGACACGAGCCAGGCCCAAAGUACAGCUCAGACACAGUGGGGGAGUGAGGGGGCAUUCCAGCUCCAGCUUGACAUUCGACUCCUCAGCCUGCAGACUGCAUUGGCGAAAGUGCAAGCAGGCAGCACUCAGUUCUUUCUGUCUGUAGCGCUUUGCUGCCCCACAGAGAAUACGCUCUUCUUCCCGUCUCUCGCUUGGAGUUCACGCAGGAUACUUGGGCCUGCCUGGGAGUGGCUGCUCAGUCUGCCUCUGGAAUGUACCUUUAGACGAGUGGGGAAACUGGCUUUGCUGCUGUUGGUUUUCCUCUCUUCCUUGGCUCUCCGUCUUGCUCCCACACUCCUUGGGUUCCAUCAUAAGCUUCCUGCCAGGCAGUCUGAGCUCAGUAUACAUUUUUUUUUAUUAUUCCUGGAUUCCUUUGUUUUGGGUUCUCCACUGCUCAUUGUACUUUUCCUGGGCUGUGCUUUAAAGGUGACUUUUUUUUUGCCUUUAAGCCACACAUCUACUUUGUAGCAGUCAAUGAACAGUAAUUUGGAUAGCUCGCAGGGUUUUGCUUGUGUGUGAGUAAGUGGUCAGGCCUCUCCCUCAAGUGUCCCAGGAGUAUCUUGCAGUGAACCUGAGAGGGCUAGUGGAGCAGUAUUUCUAUCUGAGCCAGCACUAAGCGAGCAUAUUGGAUAUUGGACUGGUUGGGGGCCCUCUGUUAUGGGCGGUUUUGUUUCUAUGGAAAGAGCGCAAUGAAGAGUUGCUGCAAUCCCCAUGUCUCCCACCGCUAGGCUACAGCCUGUCUACUCAUGGAAGGGGGUGUUCAAGCUCUUCGCAUGCGUAGCUGCCCAAACGGCCAGCAAGCCUAAAGAGGUCCACACAUUUCAAGAGAAGAAAAUAGCCUUACUGGGGAAUCAUAUGGACGAAGAAAUGAGUCGCCAGACUGCCACCGCGCUGCCCACAGGAACCUCAAAGUGCGCCCCCUCCCAGCGUGUGAACACCACUGCCUCCAACAGUGACUUAGCCAGCCUGUUCGAGUGCCCGGUGUGUUUUGACUAUGUGCUGCCUCCAAUCCUGCAAUGCCAGAGCGGCCACCUUGUGUGCAGCAACUGCCGGCCCAAGCUGACGUGCUGUCCGACAUGCCGUGGCCCGUUGGGCUCCAUCCGUAACCUGGCCAUGGAAAAGGUGGCCAAUUCAGUGCUGUUCCCAUGCAAGUACGCCUCAUCGGGCUGUGAAGUGACGCUGCCGCAUACAGACAAGGCCGAGCACGAGGAGCUGUGCGAGUUCCGGCCGUACUCGUGCCCAUGUCCGGGUGCUUCGUGCAAGUGGCAGGGCUCGCUGGAUGCCGUUAUGCCGCACCUACUGCACCAGCACAAGUCCAUCACCACGCUGCAGGGCGAGGACAUUGUCUUCCUGGCCACGGACAUCAACCUGCCUGGUGCUGUCGACUGGGUCAUGAUGCAGUCCUGCUUCGGUUUCCACUUCAUGCUGGUGCUGGAGAAGCAGGAGAAGUAUGAUGGGCACCAGCAGUUCUUUGCCAUCGUGCAGCUGAUUGGCACACGCAAGCAAGCAGAAAAUUUCGCCUACCGGCUGGAGCUGAACGGCCACCGGCGGCGUCUCACCUGGGAAGCCACGCCGCGAUCCAUCCAUGAGGGCAUUGCCACAGCCAUCAUGAACAGUGACUGUCUAGUGUUCGACACCUCUAUCGCCCAGCUGUUUGCCGAAAAUGGCAACCUGGGCAUCAACGUCACCAUAUCCAUGUGCUGAGGACUGUCAGAUACACGAAUAGGCAUACACUUAAACAUUUCACAACCACGAGGCACCCAGAGGUGUACAUUGGGCAGGGGGGUGGGGUAUCAAACCUAGGGAGCUUCUCACUGUUGUACGUUCCAAGUACUCAACAGAACUGACCUUUACCCACGCUUGGCACGUCCAGCAACUGGACAUUUCCCAGGUUCUCAAUUUUAUGCUACAAUAUUAUAAUAAGUUAAAUAAUUAAACUAAUGUAUUCUACAUUUUCGAGAGCAAAUGCCUGCAAACAUAAGCCUCGUGAAGUGGACUUUCUCACACAUGGCUUGUUUGUGAAGAUGGGUGAAGGAACGGCACAGUAGAAGUGAAGGUUAGGGUGAACUCUAAAAGAUGAACUAGAAUUGUCCUGAUGUGUGGGGGGGGUUUUUUUUGUUUUGUUUUUUUGUUGGUUUUUUUUUGUCUCUCCCCCCAACCCCCCAACAUAUUGCAUUGUUGGGGCAAAUGAAACACUAAUACUUUUUUAAGUUGAAUUUCCAGUUUUAGGUUUUAAUCAAACAUUGUUUGAUCUCGUCUGAUCCCCUCUCCCCUAAGAAAGAUGCUGCAGUUAUUUGCAUGACCACUGACUGAGGCUUGGUGUGUCCAGAUUUCAUCUGAAAAUUUUAGUAGUUUCUGCCUGAAUCAUUGUAGAGUUUCUCUUGGGGUUUUUCCUCAUGAGGAGGGGCGGCGGUUAUGAGAAGUUUCUGUGUGGACUUGAUGUGACCACAUCAGGUUUGACGUCCUCAAAGCCACUUUUCCCUCUUAAAUGUUUAGCUUCUCCCUACGAUAGCCUACUUUUCCUGACCAGGUGCUAUUAACAGCAGUGUUGCGCCUGUGAACGUUGGGUCAUUUGAAUGGAUUGUGCUUUAGUUUGACAGGUGAACACAUGCUCGUCUCAGUCAUGUGGAAAUGGUGAUCUCUUCAUGCAGGAGGCGAGGCUCUCCAGCAUAUCAGACUAGAAGUGAGCGCAAUUUCUGCCGUUAUUAUUGAGAUUAUUGUUAUCAUUUUAUAAUGACUUAAGAAAAAGGAAUGAAAAGGCUGUUGUAACAUUGUGGCUAAUCUUCAGUGUUUGUAUAUAGUGUUGUUCUUCAGAAGACCUCAUGUCUUUUGUUCUCUUUUUGUAAGUACAGAUUUUUUGUUUUGUAUGUGUGUCUGUUUUUGUGAGGAACGGUUGAAGAAAACGCCAAAACAUCUCUGUGGAUACAUUGUACUGUUGCUGGUCCUGGUCUGUUUUUAUUUUUGUUUUAAUGUUUGUUUUGGUCUAUUUUGCCAUUAAAUAAAUCUAUCUUUUUCAUA
Molecule: messenger RNA, 3932 nt
Organism: Ictalurus punctatus (channel catfish)
Lineage: Eukaryota; Metazoa; Chordata; Actinopteri; Siluriformes; Ictaluridae
Gene: siah1
Product: siah E3 ubiquitin protein ligase 1
Exons: 3
Coding region: 1626-2618 (330 amino acids)
Biological process (GO): proteasome-mediated ubiquitin-dependent protein catabolic process; multicellular organism development
Cellular component (GO): cytoplasm
Molecular function (GO): ubiquitin protein ligase activity; zinc ion binding; ubiquitin conjugating enzyme binding
Source: RefSeq, a predicted model, not a curated record